CCGCGGCCGCCGCAGCCCGUGCGCUGCGCUGCGCGCACCUGAGCCCCGCUGCGCGCUGCCCGACUCCGCGAGGGGUUAACGAGCGCUUCCAGAAGUUGGCAGCGCCGCGGUACCUACAGGCGUGUUCCGUGACUGCAAAUGAAAGGGAGAGAGAUGAAUGCCGUGAUUGUGAACGGGAGAGGUGUUGGCUGAAAUUCCCAGCUAGAAAGCGAUCCCCCUGUAGAAGUGGUUGGCUGCGGAAGGAGUCACCUUCCUUCUGCCGACGUUCCGCAGCCCAUCCUGCUGCUCCGGCAGCCGCUCUCUGAUCCGCGCGGGGUGCGCGGGCGCUCCUCCUGCAGCUCUCCCUCUCUGCCGGCUGCUGGAAGCCUCCCGUGUGCGUGUGGCUUCUGCCGAAUGGAGCCGAUGUCUCCGCUGCCCUUGACGGCUCUUCCUCUCCUCCUUCUCUCUGUGCUUCUCCAUCCCCAGGACUUGCUCCUGUCCUCGUUUCUCUCUCCCCCCAUUUCCUCUGCCCCGAAGCUCCCACGCGGAUGUUGGCGUGCCGUGCUCUGAUGGCUGCCGGGCGACGGCGGUGCUGCUCACAGACACCGCUUUUGUAUUUAAAAAGAUUGGCGCUGAUAAUAGCUUAUGCGUCAGUUCAAUGACGUGGAUGAGUGCGCCCUGGGGCUCGAUGACUGCCACCCGGAUGCCAUUUGCCAGAACACCCCCAAGCUGUACAAGUGCAUGUGCAAGGUCGGCUACACCGGCGAAGGGAAGAAAUGCGAAGACAUUGAUGAAUGCGAUAACGACUUCAAUGGAGGCUGCGUCCACGAGUGCUUCAACAUCCCAGGAAAUUACCGCUGUACCUGCUACGACGGCUUUAUGUUGGCUCACGAUGGCCACAACUGCCUGGAUACAGAUGAAUGCAUGUUCAACAACGGUGGCUGCCAGCACGUUUGUGUCAACACGGUGGGGAGCUAUGAGUGUCGCUGUAAGGAAGGCUUCUUUCUCAGUGACAACCAGCACACGUGCAUCCACCGCUCAGAAGAAGGCAUGAGCUGCAUGAAUAAAGAUCAUGGCUGUGCACACAUCUGCAGAGAAACGCCCAAAGGAGGGGUUGCUUGUGAAUGCCGACCAGGAUUUGAGCUGUCCAAGAACCAGAGAAGCUGCAUUUUAACCUGUAAUCAUGGAAAUGGUGGCUGUCAACAUACAUGUGAUGAUGCUGAUCAUGGGCCUAUUUGUGGAUGUCACCCCAAGUACAUCAUGCAUACGGAUGGGAAAACCUGCCUGGAGAGGGAAGAGGCUGCUGUUGAAAUUCCAGAGGGCAACACUACAGCAGGAGCUGAUGUGGACAAGCGGGUUAAGCGACGGUUACUCAUGGAAACAUGUGCAGUUAAUAAUGGUGGCUGCGAUCGUACGUGUAAAGAUACAUCGACCGGAGUUCACUGCAGCUGUCCUGUUGGAUUCACACUCCAGUUUGAUGGGAAGACAUGCAAAGACAUUGAUGAGUGCCAAUCCAAUAAUGGAGGCUGUGAUCAUUUCUGUAAAAACACUGUUGGCAGUUUUGAUUGCAGCUGCAGAAAAGGGUUUAAAUUAUUAACAGAUGAGAAGUCUUGUCAAGACAUUGACGAAUGCUCUUUUGAACGGACGUGCGACCACACGUGCAUCAAUCAUCCAGGCACAUUUGAGUGUACGUGUAACAAAGGAUAUGCUCUCUAUGGCUUCACACACUGUGGAGACAUUAAUGAAUGUAGCAUCAACAACGGUGGCUGCCAACAGCUGUGUGUGAACACACCGGGAGACUAUGAAUGCCUGUGCCAUUCUAACUACAAAUUACACUGGAAUAAAAAGGAUUGUGUUGAGAUAAAGGAGUCCUUUCCUGAUAAUAUGUCACCCAAGGUAUUGCUGCACUGCAUGAAGAGUGGCAGGAGUGAUAGAUGCUUCUUAAGCUGCUCUUCAGAUGUCCGGGUAGUUUCUGGAACACAAGAUGCCUACACUCUCGCCUGUGGCAGCUCAUCUCAACUUAAGAAAAAGCAGCAAAAUACAAAUGCAUCCACUUGGCUGGAUAUUUCAACUAUCAAGAUAAGUGUAACCUUUAAAUUAAAUGAAGGAAAAUGUAGUUUGAAAAAGACUGAGAUGUUUCAAGAAGGUCUGGAACAGACGAUACCAGAGAGACAUAACUCAGUAAUGGAGAGCUUCCACUAUGUAAACCUAACGUGCAGCUCCGGCAAGAAAGUCCAUGGAGCCCUCAGUAGACUGCCUGCAACCAGAGAGAUUUUUAUCACUGCGGACUUUGAGCUUGAAACGAACCAGAAGGAGGUGACAGAUACGUGUGAUGUGCGCUGCGCCCGAAAAAAGACAGAGAAGAGGUUCCGUAAAACCAUCCGAACCUUACGGAAGACGGUCAGCAGGGACCAGUUCCGCGUCCGUGUCUCUGGCAUGGACCACGAAGUGGCCAGGAAGUCCCUCAAGCUGUCGGAGCCACAGCAGUCGUGCGGUGUGGGACAGAUGCAUGUGGGUAGCAGAUGUGAUCAGUGCUCACCAGGUGAAUAUUCCUCUGAUGGCUUCAAGCCCUGUCUGCCAUGUCCCAUUGGAACAUACCAGCCCGAAGCUGGGCGAGUGUCCUGCUUCCCCUGCGGAGGAGGUCUGACGACAAGACACAGCAGUACGUCCUUGUUUCAGGACUGUGAGACCAAAGUUCAGUGUUCACCUGGUCAUUUCUACAAUACGACAACUCAUCGGUGUAUUCGCUGCAUGGUUGGGACGUACCAGCCUGAGUUUGGACAGAAUUACUGUAUUUCUUGCCCUGGAAAUACCACUACAGAUUAUGACGGAUCCACAAAUAUAACGCAGUGCAAAAAUAGGCAGUGCGGAGGUGAACUGGGCGAUUACACCGGGUAUAUUGAAUCACCCAAUUAUCCUGGGGACUAUCCUGCAAACACCGAAUGCACUUGGAAUAUUAACCCACCGCCAAAGCGCCGCAUUCUGAUUGUGGUUCCAGAAAUAUUUCUACCAAUAGAAGAUGAGUGUGGGGACUACCUGGUGAUGAGAAAAAGCUCUUCUUCCAACUCAGUGACCACGUAUGAAACCUGUCAGACCUACGAACGCCCAAUAGCUUUUACUUCCAGGUCUAAGAAGCUGUGGAUCCAGUUCAAGUCAAAUGAAGGGAACAGUGCCAAAGGAUUCCAAGUUCCUUACGUAACAUAUGAUGAGGAUUACCAAGAACUAAUAGAAGACAUCGUUCGGGAUGGUAGACUUUAUGCAUCUGAAAAUCAUCAAGAAAUACUUAAGGACAAGAAGCUGAUAAAAGCAUUGUUUGAUGUGUUGGCACAUCCGCAGAACUACUUCAAGUACACAGCCCAAGAGUCAAGAGAGAUGUUCCCAAGAUCCUUCAUUCGGCUCCUGCGCUCCAAAGUUUCCAGAUUUUUGAGGCCUUACAAAUAGCUGGCACUGUCCUUAAAAUACUAACCAGCCCUUGGCAUGCACAGAGGGGUUGUGGUAGGUGGGCCUGCUUUCUGUGCUGUACACACUGGCAGAGAGACUCUGGGGAAGCUUGCCAGCUCCAUUCUUGGGAGUGUUUGGCUUUCUCAGCUAAUAUAAAUAUUUUGGUGAACAGAGUUUUGAUUCCUUUCCAGAUAAUACCUUUUGGGUACCAAGGAUACUUCAUGGAUCUGCGAAUUAGAGACUGACCGUAAUUUCUGUAACUGAAUGGUGCCAAGCAGAAGUUUGAGAGCUCUGCCCUGAUGCUUCAUUCAUAACUCCAAGAGCUAAUGAGGACAGACAGGCUAAGUGGUGUGGUUUGGGUUGAAAUUUGGGCUGCCGUUACAGCAUAUUACCUCAACAAAGCUGGGUUCAUGUUUGGUCUCUCUGAAAGUGAGAACAAGUUUGAUGCCUCUCUUAACGUUUGCUGCAGAGGAAGUUCAGAACUAAGAUUGAAAUGGUUUAAUCCAAGCCAGUGAGUCCAAGAAUUGCAGAGUAUGUAAUUUUUCUCUGAACUAUAUGUUGUAUGAAGCAUAAGCAAAGGGUUGAAUAUUAGCUCAAAUGCUCUGGGUCUGGAUCACCUUGUGUUCAUGCUAGUGAACUGAUAAUCUACUGGUUUAAGUGAAGUGAUCCCAGGGCAUCACAGGAACGGGAAGCAGACCCUGACUUUCUGGAUGCCUCCAGUUUGGACUGACUGCAAAUGCUACAACAGAACAAAUCCUUGGCUAAAUUCCAAUCCUCUCUCCCUAUGCAUAGGCCUGGGACAGCAUCACAUGUUGGCUUUUCCAAGUAGUAUAAGAUUCUAACCUCUGAGCACCUGCAGCUGAGCAUAAACUCCAUUUUAAAUGCAGUCUUUGCAUAGAUGGUAUGGUUCUUGUAUGUCAUGAUUUACAGCUGUUUAAGGUUCUUACAUGACCCUCAUUCCUCAUACCCCUUACCUUGUCUGAGCACCUUGCAAUGGCCUUGUAGAGCAGAGGGCUUCUUUCCCUUUCUUGUGGAGAGAAGCAGAUCUGUGAAGAUUUUUUUUCAGCCAGACCACAGAUGCAGAUAUUUAUGCCACUCAAGACUCCCACAUUCUGUCAUUUUCCUCAGCUUGUGCUUCUCAUUUGAGCAAAGAGUAUUUUGAAAGAGCCUGUGAGGAGGAAAAUGUUAUUUGAUCAAACAAUUGAUCAAAAUGGUUUUUGUUGUCUUAAUGUUGUUCUGUCCACAUUACUAUCACAUCACUGUCCAAUGGCCAUGCAAACCACUUCUUUGGUGCAGUGAACCUUCUGGGCAUUCUGUCUAGAAGGAAGAUGGCCUCUGUCCCAUUUGCUGGAAGAUGGACUUAGGACUGGUAUCUUUCUCAACUGUUCUCUGGCAGUGCUCUGAGUGGCACAGUGCUCACUCAGGAAAGAUACUGACAUUUUGCAGUGUGGCCAGGACAAAAGCUCCCUUUUCAGUUUUGAGUUUGGAUCUCCCUGGUUUUCACUGCACUUGUACGUGGUAUUUAACUGUUGUAUGUGAAUCAUACCACGUCCACAGUGUGACAGAUGAAAUUCCCAUGCAGAACCAGAGUCAGAAUCCUUUCCCUACAUUGCCAGGGGUGAAUGAACACUACCAAAUGAACCCUGCUGAAUUGCCCCAUGUGGUGGCAUAUGAGACAGUGCGGCCUUUCACGUGGUAAGGACACGUCCUGAUCAUGACAUGAAGGAAAGGGACAGUAGUGCUACGCCACUGACACCAUGUUGCCCAGAAGGAAUUGCUGUGGUCUGAAAGGAAGAGGGAAGUUGCUUGUGUUGCUGCCAAGAGGGAGAGCUGUGUCCUACCUGGCUUACAUGAGCUCUUGCUCUGGCUCAGGUGCUGCCUAUAGGUGUCUGUGGCACACUGGUGAGUCCCUGUCACAGAGACAGGGCUGCUAGACUUGCUGCAAAGGGAGCAAAUGAGGCUGAGGGAUGAGUGGGGAGGCAGGGAAGGUAGAUGGGCAGAAGAGAGGGAAGUAAGCCAGGCCUUGUGUUCUGCUGGUGGGUAUGCUUCAUCGUGAACCGGCCCCCCUGCUGCCCAUCCUGGGAGGGACAGCAGCAGCUAUCUAGAAGAAAGUAUGUGGUAGUGACAUGUAAAGAGUGGCUAAGGGAUGCCAAGACAAGGGGAAGUGUGAUGGGAAAGGCUUGCUACCUCUGUGGUGAAAGUACUGCUGUGCUGAGAUCCGAGUGAAGCAUUUCAAGAUAGCUUCCUACUGGCAGCACAGCCCUCUGCCAUUCCACUGUUCAUGACUUCACGUGCCAGAAGCAGUGUGUCAGUGAGCUGUAGGGACCCACCAACCAUCUCCACUGCCACAUCUCCAUCUGCCAAAGGAGCACUUUGAGAUGGAUGGGAUGCUGCAGUCCUGCCCAGGGUGCAUGGAUGGGUGUGAGACUGCAGGUGGGUGCAAGAAGAGAGGGCCGUGGUAUGCCAGCUUCUGGGCACCUUCACCAGGCCUAGCAGAGUGGCUUUGCUGUGGGUUGGAGGCUAUCUACUGAGGGGGCGCUGAAUUCUCUCACAAGAAGGCUGCAGGUUCGAACAGUUCCAUGUUGCUGAGUGAUACACAAAUCAUAGCAAUUGGUUUCAACAAGGGUUUAAGGAAACAAAAGUGUUUUCAGACAUCCACAUAUUGUUGAUUGGUGAAAUUGGGCUUUCCUGCUCUGCGUGUGAAUCACUGAGUCAUGCAAGUUGGGUUUGUUGCACUGCACCUCAGCUUGUGUGGGCAUGCUGAUGUCCUUGCUCUGCACAGCCACUCUGGGAGCGGUGUUUCACCUCUGGACCAUAUGGUGAAUCUCAGCUUUGCUUCUCUGUUACUCUCACAUGCACGGGGUGUUUUCUUUGCUGUCAGUGGAAGGAAAGAAGCACAUCAGCGUGGUGUAUGGCCCAAGACUGAGCAGAAGAACCUGCCCGUGAAGAAAAAUCCUUUUUGCUCCACAUGCACAGCUGCGUUCAUUUUCUACAUAACAAGUAAAAGACUUGGAAGCACUCCUAUUCCUUUAUAUCUGAAACUAUGAAUGAAAGUUCUCCCAUUUACGUAGGUCCUGUGUGUGCAGCAAAAAAACCCGAGAGGGAAUUGCUGCCACCUGAACUACUCGGAGAGGCAGUGACUUGCAGAAUGCUGGAACACUUGGCGUUGUAACUCCAUAGAAACGGUAGCGGCUCUGUAGAAGUUGAGUUUCUACACUCUGUGUGGUUGUAGGCUGAUGCUACUUUUUGGCAAGAUGUAAUUCCAAAGUGUUUAACCUCUUAAAACAGGAUUUAAGUUUUGAAAUAAUAAUUAGUGUUAAGUGGAUGACUUAAUGUCACCUACAUGAGAUAUAUACGUAAGGAUCUUUUUCUUGAUUGUAAAUUAAUGUGAAAUGUUUCAGACUUACUUUCAAUAAGAGAAAUAAACCAGUGACCUUUUAGUUGCAUGAAAACCUUGGAUAAUAUUGUUAGUUGUCUUUGCUGUGCUAAAUAACGGUGUUGUAACCAACUGAAGGGCUGUGCAGCAAGUUACCGCACACCAGCUAGGCCUCAUAUCCUGGGAACCACCCCAUACCGUCGUGUUCUGAUUGCUGUAGGAUGUUGUUAGCCUGUGUCUUUACCCACAGAGAUAUGAUUCUUGGUGUAUUGAGUAGAGCACUGGCUGUUCUAAGACUAGAAUUAUCCUGGCGUUAAUACUAAUCAUUGUGCCAAAAGCCAUUUGUGUAUGAUGAGCUGGAAUCGGUUGACCUGUUGUGAAUAGCUGUGUCAAACAGUCAGCUGCCUGAAGUAACUCCUCAGUGUUUUAUUACUUAGUAGAUUAAGCUUUUUUUUCCCCUAAAAUAACUUAUUCAAGCUUACAAUAUAAAAAGCAGAGGUGAAAACCUGCACUAAGACACAAGCACCCAGAAUAUUAAGACGAUUCACUUAGUUUUGUUAGAGAUUGUCAUUAAAUCCACUGACUUCAAUUCUUAGAGUUAAGAAAUAAAAUUAGACCACUUGAAAUUA
Messenger RNA from Gallus gallus (chicken), 7425 nucleotides. RefSeq names its product signal peptide, CUB domain and EGF like domain containing 2 (gene SCUBE2). The record is from RefSeq and is a predicted model, not a curated record. Gene Ontology annotation, cellular component: cell surface. The transcript has 22 exons. Gene Ontology annotation, molecular function: calcium ion binding. Bases 625 to 3420 code for a protein of 931 amino acids. Gene Ontology annotation, biological process: signal transduction. Lineage: Eukaryota; Metazoa; Chordata; Aves; Galliformes; Phasianidae.